UGACCGAUCAAUCUGCUUCCUGACUGCUCGCUGCUGACUGUUAUUUCGAAUUGGACCGAUUGACAUUGGAGCUCCCUUGCUGCCUGUCUCACCUAUAUAUGACUGUCGAGAAAUUAGGUAGCUUCAUACACUACUUGCAUUCCUCGUCAGCAUACAUACCUUGGCUGACCCCACAUCUGUACAGUACCUAGCACAACCCAUAAUCACUUUAUAACUUAACCACCACCAUCCACUUCACCUACCUACCUGCUCUCAACAAAGGAAAGCAGAUACACACAAUGCAGUUCGAGCUACGCUUCGCUCAUUUCAACGACGUCUAUCACGUUCCAUCAGCGGAUCUACUCUCGCGUUUUUUACACUUACAAAAAUCCUUCCUCAAAAAAGAAAUCACUGGCGAUAAUGGCCUAACAGUCUUUAGCGGCGAUGGCUUCUCCCCAUCGCUUGAAGCAAGUGUUUUGAAGGGCGAGCAUAUGGGACCGGUGCUUGAUUUUGUGAACGUCGAUAUAGCAUGUUAUGGGAAUCAUGAUUUCGACUUUGGUGACGCGAGACUGAGGCAUCUUUCGGAUGGAGUUGAUUUUCCUUGGGUGCUUUCGAACGCGUUUCACGAAACAGGAGGGCUCCUUGGUUGUGCAGAAGAGUAUGUGAUUAGGGAGGUUAAUGGGGUUCGUGUUGGAUUCUUCGGACUGGCAGGAACAGACUGGCCAUCCAACUGCGAGAAUCUUCCUCCAUCAACCAUCGCGUCACCCGCAGAGGUAGCCAAACGAAUAUCGCGCCAUCUCCGCGUAAAUAAGGGAUGCGAUCUGAUUAUUGCCCUAACCCACAUGCGUCUGGCCGAGGACAUGGAGGUAGCAGACAUGACAGCCUCUGGAGACGGUAAAGUAGAUUUAUUCUUCGGCGGUCACGAUCAUGAGGUUAUUCGACGAUAUGUCGGCGAUACAGAUUCAAAUCCAGAGAAUAUUGAGCAGGGUCGCGACAAUACAGAUAUUGUUAUUAAUGGAUUGGUUAAUUAUACCGAGGGGAAUAUCAGGAUCAUUAAAAGCGGAACAGACUGGAGAGGCUUGUCGUUAGUGCGAGUGGUUGGACAGAAGGAUGAUAAGGGAGUUGCGAGUGUCUCUCAUGUGGAGCUGAGUCAGUACACCGACAUCGAGGCAGCUAUCCCAGCCCCCGAGACAUUCCCACCACAAAUCAGUGAGGUUCUGGAAUCCAUUCACAAUCGCGUGGAUUCACUAGUCCAGUCGCCUUUGGUGCAUACAUACACCCCUCUCGAGGGUCGCAGUUCAAUUGUUCGAAGACAGGAAACCAAUCUAGGCAAUAUGAUUGCGGAUGCAGUACGUGGAUUCUACGAUACAGAUAUAGCCUUCUUCAACAGUGGCGCGAUCAGAUGCGAUCGUCUACUCGAUUCAUCAUUACCAGGAGGUAGACCAUUGCGAGUGAGAGAUAUUAUCGAUAUCUGUCCAUUCGACAACGCCCUCAUUGUGAAACGAACCAGCGGCAGAGUUCUAUACCACGCCAUAGAGAACUCCCUCGGGGACAUGCACAUGGACGGCCGUUUCCUCCAAGUCUCAGGCCUGCGUAUAGUAGCCACAUGGAAAAAGAAAGCCGGUGAGCGCGUCAUAGAUAUCUUCUUAUUCAUCGAAGGACCCGGGACAACAACAACAACAACAAAGCUAGAGAAAAUCGAUCCUUCUCGCAUGUACACAGUCGCUCUUGCGGGAUUUAUUGCUCGUGGUUAUGAUGGGUAUACGAUGUUUCCGGAAGAAGAGACGAUAGUGAAUGAGGAGGCUGCCAUGACAGAUACGAGUCUGAUGCUUCGGAUAUUUGGACAUGGCGAAGAGGAAUCGGAUGGAGAUCGAUCGAGAAAUGACCAUCAUGUCAAGGGCGUUGAGAGGGCUAGGAAGAGUAUAAUUAUUGGAAGGAAUGAUUCGGAUGGAUUGCCAGUUGUUAAUCCUAGAGUGGACGAUAGAAUCAGAUUUAUUGAUUAUCCUGCUUUGUAGAAGAUAUACAGUUAUACAUAAGACAGAAAGAUAAAGUAGCUUGAUAACUUUGGGA
Molecule: messenger RNA, 2049 nt
Organism: Paecilomyces variotii
Lineage: Eukaryota; Fungi; Ascomycota; Eurotiomycetes; Eurotiales; Thermoascaceae
Product: putative 5'-nucleotidase
Exons: 6
Coding region: 279-1994 (571 amino acids)
Biological process (GO): nucleotide catabolic process
Molecular function (GO): hydrolase activity
Source: RefSeq, a predicted model, not a curated record